Penicillium samsonianum is the source of this 396-nucleotide messenger RNA. RefSeq lists its product as uncharacterized. The transcript has a single exon. The record is from RefSeq and is a predicted model, not a curated record. NCBI's taxonomy places the organism in Eukaryota, Fungi, Ascomycota, Eurotiomycetes, Eurotiales, Aspergillaceae. Bases 1 to 396 code for a protein of 131 amino acids.
AUGUCUCCAAAGCUCUUUGUCGUGUUCUACCAGCCACGCUAUGGAAAUUUCCUGCAUUGGGCGUUGCAUAUAGAGAAAGGCCAAGAGCACCACAUUUUCGAAGUCGAUGGCGAGCAUCCACAAUUCAAACGCAACACGUUUAUGGAGAAUCCGAAGGAAUCAAGCACUUUCCUACGCCAGUUCUUCAUUGCUGUGCUUGGAGAGAACGAUGUCGAGAGAGUGAAGAGUGCUGCACAAAGCGUGCUUGUGGAUAACGAGACCGUUGAAUGGGAUUGUCAGGACUAUGUGCUGGAGAUCCUUGAUAAACUACAAGAGGAUUCUAUUUUGGACAAGGAUGAUGAGGACUACAUGGAUGUAAGGGAGAUAUUGAUGGAAGAGAGGGGAGGAAUAGUUUGA